AUGGAAGCCCUGGACCGUUUUUCUCCAGAAGAGAAGGACAUUAUCCGUCGAAGUUGGAAAGUGUUGGACAAGAAUUUAAACAACACCGCCUAUAAUAUUUUUGAAAUGAUUUUUAAUCAAAGUCCGGAUACUAAACAGCUCUUCCCAUUUAUGAAAUUCCAACAAUCUGGAAAGUCCAAAGAAAUCGAAUUUCAUGGUCUCCGAUUUAUGCAGGUCCUUGAAUCCGUUGUGAAGACGUUGGACAAUCCGGAAUCGCUGAAUCCCCUUUGUGAUAAUUUGGGAAGAGUCCAUGGUCGUCUCAGCGAGUCCCGUGGCUUCCGAACCCACCACUGGGGUGUCUUCAUAGAAUGCACACUCUUCCAUUUCCGUAAAGUUCUUUCUCAGGACUCCUACUUCCACCGUAUGGAAACUCUGGACAAGGUGAUCAUCAACUGGCGCACAAUCCUCCGCCUCCUCAUCAAACAAAUGAAACGUGGCUUCAACACGGACAUCAAGAAUCGUCAAGCGUCUCGGGACCUCGAGGACAACAACAAGGCAUCGACAAGUAGCUCGCCAAUCUCUCAGGAGUCUUGCAGUCUGGGUACGGUACUUAGAAAGAACUCGCGGCAGUUGACGUUUUUAGCGGUGCCCGGGUGUGGUUCGAUGAUGUCGCAAUCGUUGACACUGCCCACCAUCAAUAAUAACAACUAUCGCAAGGGAAGUGAUAGUCGAUUGUCUACCGUCUCGGCAGUGUCUGCCAGCUCCGUGUCCCCGGCCAUCGAGCGUGCUCCAUCCACAGGGCUCUUCCGUCCACUCAAGGAGUUCGCUAGGCGCCGUUUUAUCAAUCAUUUCUAA
Messenger RNA from Caenorhabditis briggsae, 834 nucleotides. It is a transcript of the gene Cbr-glb-7, whose product is annotated as Protein CBR-GLB-7. NCBI's taxonomy places the organism in Eukaryota, Metazoa, Nematoda, Chromadorea, Rhabditida, Rhabditidae. Bases 1 to 834 code for a protein of 277 amino acids. Gene Ontology annotation, molecular function: heme binding; oxygen binding. The transcript is spliced from 6 exons. The record is from RefSeq and is a predicted model, not a curated record.